AUCCUACCUAGGUAGUUAGCAUCUUACACUCUUAAACCCCUGGCUGAACAGCUUCAAUGUGAGAGAGCUUAUGGUUAACAUCUCGUUUUCUGUGAACAUACUUACCCUUAGUAACAUAACUCCUUAACUGUGGACCAUCACAAUCCUAAUCAACUAAUCUCUCAAGUUAAGGAUAUCUCUCUUUCACAGUCAAUUACCUCGUCAUAUACCUAGGUUAGCUACUUGGCAUCUAACAGCAUAUUUUGCAUGUGACCUCGUUCCCGGUUGGUCCGCGUAGAUAAACAUCCCCGACACCAUCUUCUACAUAUACACAAUUUAUAUAACACCUACACUACAUACCCGGGUACACAAAACAACACCAUGGCACCCCAGGGACCCAUCGUAACCCCCCUCACCACCCUCCUCGGGAUCCAGCACCCGAUCCUGCUCGCCGGCAUGGCCCGAGUCUCCGGCGGCGCCCUCGCAGCCGCCGUCUCCAACGCCGGCGGCCUCGGCGUCAUCGGCGGCUUCCAGUACACGCCGGACCAGCUCCGCUCCAUCGUCUCCGAGCUCAAAGCCGCCCUCCGCUCCCCGGACCUCCCCUUCGGCAUCGACCUCGCCUUACCCCAGGUCGGCGGCAACGCCCGCAAGACCAACCACGACUACACGCACGGCAAGCUCGACGAGCUCAUCGACAUCACCAUCGAGAGCGGCGCCCGUUUGUUUGUUAGCGCCGUUGGCGUGCCCCCCAAGAAAGUUAUUGAUCGUUUGCAUGACGCCGGGAUCUUGGUGAUGAACAUGGUCGGGCACCCGCGCCACGCCACCAAGGCCCUCGACCUCGGCGUCGACCUCGUCUGUGCGCAGGGCGGCGAGGGCGGCGGCCACACCGGGGACAUCGCCUCCUCGAUCCUGAUCCCCGCCGUCGCCGACGUCGCGCAGCGCUACCGCCCGGCGAUGCUGCACGGCUCCCCCGCGCUCGUCGUCGCGGCCGGCGGCAUCAGCGACGGCCGCUCGCUCGCCGCGAGCCUGAUGCAGGGCGCGGCCGGCGUCUGGGUCGGCACGCGCUUCGUCGCCAGCGUCGAGGCCAACUGCAGCGACGAGCACAAGCGCAGCGUCGUCUCCUGCGGCCUCGACGACACCGAGCGCACCCUCGUGCUGACCGGAAGGCCGCUCAGGAUGCGCGUCAACGAGUACAUCCGCCGCUGGCACGCGCAGCCGCAGCGGAUCAGGGAGCUGUGCGACAGCGGCGUGGUGCCGAUCUCGCAGGACCUCGAGACGGGCGACGCCGAGGUCGACUUCCCGCACCUGAUGGGGCAGGUUGCCGGCGUCGUGGCGGAGGUGCUGCCCGCGGCGCAGAUCGUGAGGGAUAUGGUGGACGGCGCCGUGGAGAGGCUGAGGGCGGCGCAGGGGUUUGUCGGGGGUGCUGGGGGUGCUGGGGGGGAGAUCAAGGGGAAGCUGUGAAGGUUUGAGGAAGUUUCGCGAAAGGCCGAAGCACC
Molecule: messenger RNA, 1475 nt
Organism: Hypoxylon fragiforme
Lineage: Eukaryota; Fungi; Ascomycota; Sordariomycetes; Xylariales; Hypoxylaceae
Product: 2-nitropropane dioxygenase-like protein
Exons: 1
Coding region: 361-1440 (359 amino acids)
Molecular function (GO): nitronate monooxygenase activity
Source: RefSeq, a predicted model, not a curated record